ACACCUGGUGACACAGGGCACAAACAAUCAGCUAGGGGUGAGAAAGCUGCAGUCCACAGUGGUAGCAGCCAUAGUGCUGUAACUUAGUUUUGGUGGCUAAAGUAAGAGUUCAUAGCAGUAGAAGUAAAGUACUUCUAGCCAAUUGGAGUUUAACUUCUUUAAUCUUGUUCUGAGGGCAGCUCUGCCUCGUGGGCAGAAACAUUGAUAAUUGGUUGGCAGAACAAGACUAAGUAAAGACAACUUCACUGCCUGUAAUGGCAUUGGCAUCUGUGUUGUGGUGAUCCGUCUAUAGAAGUAGGCUCUCAGAGGGAGAAUGACAAUAUCAAAACCUGUCAUUUCUGUUGAUCUCGGUGAGACAGGUUCUAUUAUCUGCAACGAUGAACUAGAACGGAUGUUGACAUUUGUUGAUGGUUUCAAUUGAAUUGAGGAAAUUGUGGCUUUCUAGACAGUCCUCUCAUUUCAGUCCUCAAGAUGGACAGCACUUGCAAUCGCCUCCAGGAGGUGACUACUGAGUGAUUUAGUUCAAGCAAACCCAUAUUUAACAGAGUGAUGUGCUUGACAUCUCCCUAUGGUUGAAUGUCUAUAAAGACUUCACGUUGAAAGUCCUCAGAUUCAUUGGAUAUUUCUGAAUGGGGUGGCUCUAAGCAAUGCAUUCCAUAUACACUGAGUGUACAAAUAAUUAGGAACACCUUCCUAAUAUUGAGUUGAACCUCCUUUUGCCCUCAGAACAGACUCAAUUGGUAAGGGAAUGGACUCUACAAGGUGUCGAAAGCAUUCAACUAGGAUGCUGGCCCAUGUUGACUCCAGUGGUUCCCACAGUUGUGUCACAUUUUCAAAAGCAUUCAAAAAUAUUGCAGGGAUGAUUUAUGAUGAACUGGGAGAGACACCUCAAUAUAACGCAAAGAAAGCAAGUGGAUGAGGUCCCGAAUGGAUCCAAACUGUCCAAUAGGUGCGCGCGCAAACUGAACGAGGUUCAGAAGUCUUGAGGCAACCGGUACACAUAUACAGUGUAGAGUAGAGGAAAUGCAACUUUAUAGUCCCUUUUAUUAUGACAGCAACAAGUGGAGGCGGUGCGCUGGCGAGUUGGAACCCAUCUUUUGUAUUCCUCCGGACUGUCCUUGGUCAAACUACAGUCACUGCACUAGUCUCCAAUGGAUGGAUAUGGGGAUGAAGAUAGAGGCUUAUUAAUCUGGUACAGGAUCAAAUUAAAUGUAUAUGAGUAGCUGCUAUGUACCAUCAAUAAUCAUUGAAACCUGCUCUGGAACCGCAGGGAUAGUCAGGUCUUUUACCGGCUGGGCUAAUGGGGCCUCCUCAACCACGUUGGCAAGCCCUGUCCCCUUCUUCUUUCUGUGUCUCCACUUCCCCCGUGAGGACGUUGUGUCUCGUGGCGGCCCUCAUGGUUGUCAUGGUGACACCGUGCCCCAAGAGCUGCCACUGCUCGGAGAGGAACGGCAUGGUGGUGCAGUGCGUCUCCCGGAGCCUUGACCAGAUCCCCCCGGACCUACCGGAAGACACCGUCACCCUCCUGCUCUCGUCCAACCGGAUCAGCCACAUCCCCAACCAGGCCUUCAAGGACCUCCGCCGCCUCAAGGAGCUGGACCUGUCGCAUAACCACAUCGAGAGUAUCGACGCAGGGGCCUUCCUGGGGGUCUCCGAGGGACUCCGCUCCCUGGACCUCUCCAACAACCAGCUCCGCAGCGUCCCCAAGGAGGCCUUCACCAAGCUGAGUGCCCGUAUAAGACUCUCCAACAACCCCUGGCACUGCGAGUGUGCCCUCCAGGAGGUACUGAGGGAGCUGAGGCUGGAUCCUGAGACGGUCAACGAGGUGAGCUGCCACACCUCUGUCCAGGACGAGUACGCCGGCCGGCCCGUCAUUCAGGUCCUGGACUCUGGCAUCAACUUCUGUAACUUCCACCACAAGACCACCGACGUGGCCAUGUUCGUGACCAUGUUCUGCUGGUUCGCCAUGGUGAUCGCCUACGUCAUCUACUACGUCAGGCACAACCAGGAGGAUGCGAGGAGACACAUGGAGUACCUCAAGUCUCUACCCAGCUCCUCCCAGACCAGCAAGGACUUUGACACAGCCAGUACUGUGCUCUAGCAGUGGUGUAUGUGUGGUGGCAGUGACAGCGAUGGGGGUUCUUACAUGUCCAUGGGAUAGUUCACACAGUGGCAAACUUGCAAGGUGUAUGUAACUAUUUUGAAUGUGAAGACGGGCCUCUGGACGAGCCACUGGACUGGACCUGCCCGUCUGCACGUGCCUGACCAGCUCGCAGUGGGCCUCGGGUUCGUCAGUGCAAUCAACGUGAACCUUUUUGUGUCGACUGUUUAUGAAGUCAUGGGUCAAUACCUUUUGAGAUUUCUGACUCAAUUCCGACCUACUUUUUUGUCGACUGUUUUUAUUGUAUUUAUUUUUCAUUGGAAAGGAACAUGACCUCUACUUCUCAUCGUCAUAUGUUUUCCCAACAGUAGGAUUUCAUGAGAAAGAUAUUGUAUAAGUCUCUGUGAGUGUCUCCAUAUUGAUUUGGUUGUUGUGAUUGGUUGGUUGCAGUGCUAUACAGUACUAUUGAUCUAGUCAUUAUGAUUGGCUGUUACACUGGACUGAAUGUUCAUCUUGUGUCUUCAAGUGCCUAGAAACAGUAAACAGUAACUCAACCAAGGCACUGUGAAAGCAAAUGUUGAACUACAAAAUCCCUUAAAAGCUAGAAUCCUUACCCACUGGGCACAGAUGUCAUUUCAAUGUCUAGUUUUGAUCUAAUUUUGGUUGAGUUGUCAACUAACGUCAAUUCGAUGUGAAAUCAACAAAACAUUUCACCAUGUCAUUGAAAAAAAUAGGACAUUCCCUUACGUUGAUGACUUUUUUCAAAUCUAAUCCGUUUCCCACAUUGAUUCAACAUCAUCACAUAGAUUUAGGAUUUUAAAGGACGGUGGAAACAACGUUGAUUCAAUCCAUUUUUGCCCAGUGGGAGUUGUUAGAUCCAUUUUUUGACUUAUAAAUGAAUGAUACAUACCCAUUGCUUCUUAAAGAAUAUAAUGUAUAAAUGCCUCGUGAGCUUAGUUCAACUGUCGUACCCAAUCAGAACCCCAGAUAUGUGCUUUUUUUGCUUCAAUGUUUGCAAACAAGGUAAAUGUAAACAAAUACUGUAUAGCUUUAAAACAUGGUUAAAACGGUCAUUUGUUUGAUUAUGUCCAUAGCUAUGUCUAUGCAUUUGACAGUGGUUACAUUUCUCCAGGCUUUUCACUAAACAGAGGGGCACCACAUUGUUAUUGUUUUAGCUGAAGAUUCUAGCUUUAAUAUGUCAUGUUAAAUAUUUUAGUUGUUGUCAAGGGUGUUAUGAAUCAUUUACCAUUACUCAUUUUGGCAAUCAAUGUGAUGCCACUUUCAGGACAUAAAUCUUUAAAUACUCAUAUCGGAUUUAGUUCCCAAACUGUCAAACACCCUUCUACAGACUUUGAUCGAUGCUAAUGUUGCGUCCGAAAGUCUAUGAUGACCAACAGUUGGAAGUAGUCUAUACUUCCUCAGUAGUGUAUCCGUUCUGUAUUGUUUUGUCUCUAUUGGUUUGUAUGUUUUGUCCCUUUAAUGGUAUGGGAUGUAGUUUAUGUUUAGGAGAGAGGAACUGAUGAAAGGAAAGUGAGAAAAGGAGACUUUCUAUUGUUUUAUUGAGACUUAUGUUGAAACGGAGAAACGUUGACCAUGAAAUCUGUCUUUGUCUGUCGUGUAGCCCCAGGGAUAUGUCUUGAUCUUGUUGCACUCGUCUCUGUUUCUAAUUAUUCUUAGCAAAAUGGUUGUGAAUCAAGCGUUGUCAUUUUUAUAUCUGAAAUAAAAAGGGCUCUAACUA
Oncorhynchus mykiss (rainbow trout) is the source of this 3839-nucleotide messenger RNA. The record is from RefSeq and is a predicted model, not a curated record. NCBI's taxonomy places the organism in Eukaryota, Metazoa, Chordata, Actinopteri, Salmoniformes, Salmonidae.